Rhinopithecus roxellana (golden snub-nosed monkey) is the source of this 4315-nucleotide messenger RNA. It is a transcript of the gene CDAN1, whose product is annotated as codanin 1. The record is from RefSeq and is a predicted model, not a curated record. The transcript is spliced from 28 exons. Gene Ontology annotation, biological process: chromatin organization. NCBI's taxonomy places the organism in Eukaryota, Metazoa, Chordata, Mammalia, Primates, Cercopithecidae. Gene Ontology annotation, cellular component: nucleus. Bases 38 to 3724 code for a protein of 1228 amino acids.
GGCGCCUGCGCAGUCGCCCCAGAGAGCCCGGACCGGGAUGGCGGCCGUUUUGGAGUCGCUGCUGCGAGAAGAGGUGUCGGUCGCAGCCGUCGUGCGGUGGAUCGCGCGCAGCACCCGGGGUUCGGAGGAUAACCCCGGGGAGGCGGCCGCGCUGAGCUCACUCCGGCCCCUGCGGAAAGAAUUCGUACCGUUCCUGUUGAACUUCCUGAGGGAGCAGAGCAGCCGCGUCCUCCCGCAGGGGCCCCCGACCCCCGCCAAGGCCCCGGGCGCCUCGGCAGCCUUGCCAGGGAGGCCGGGAGGCCCGUCGCGGGGCAGCCGCGGGGCGCGCAGCCAGCUCUUCCCUCCGACCGAGGCCCCGAGCACCGCCGCCGAGGCCCCUCUGGCCCGCCGCGGGGGCAGGAGGCGGGGCCCGGGGCCGGCCCGCGAGCGUGGAGGCCGCGGCCUGGAGGAGGGCGUCAGCGGGGAGAACCUGCCCGGAGCCGGGGGCCGGAGGCUUAGGGGCUCUGGCAGCCCCAGCCGCCCCAGCCUCACGCUCUCUGAUCCACCAAACCUCAGCAACCUAGAGGAGUUCCCUCCCGUAGGCUCGGUUCCCCCCGGCCCUGCAGGCAGGACGAAGCCUUCUCGCAGGAUCAACCCAACUCCGGUGAGCGAAGAGCGGUCACUCUCCAAGCCCAAGACCUGCUUCACCUCACCCCCCAUCAGCUGUGUCCCCAGUUCCCAACCCUCAGCCCUGGACACUAGCCCUUGGGGCCUUGGCCUUCCCCCAGGGUGCAGAAGUCUGCAAGAGGAGCGGGAGAUGCUCAGGAAGGAGCGCUCUAAGCAGCCGCAGCAGUCACCUACCCCUACCUGUCCCACCCCAGAACUGGGGUCGCCCCUCCCCAGCCGGGCAGGAAGCCUCACAGAUGAACCUGCAGACCCUGCCAGAGUGUCUUCCCGCCAGCGCCUGGAGCUGGUAGCCCUUGUUUACUCCUCGUGCAUUGCUGAGAACCUCGUACCAAACCUCUUCUUGGAGCUUUUCUUCGUCUUUCAGCUGCUCACUGCCCGGAGGAUGGUGACUGCCAAGGACAGUGACCCUGAACUAAGUCCAGGUGUCCUAGAUUCCCUGGAAAGCCCACUGUUCCAAAGCAUCCACGAUUGUGUCUUCUUUGCAGUGCAGGUUUUGGAGUGUCACUUUCAGGUUCUUUCCAACCUGGACAAAGGGACCUUGAAGCUGCUGGCUGAGAAUGAGCGGCUGCUGUGCUUCUCACCAGCUCUGCAAGGCCGCCUUCGAGCUGCCUAUGAGGGCAGUGUUGCCAAGGUCUCUCUGGCAAUGCCUCCUUCUGCUCAAGCUGUCUCCUUUCAGCCAGAGACUGACAAUCGUGCCAACUUCUCCAGUGACCGAGCCUUUCAUACUUUUAAAAAACAGAGGGAUGUGUUUUAUGAGGUGCUGCGAGAGUGGGAAGAUCACCAUGAGGAGCCUGGCUGGGAUUUUGAGAAGGGCUUGGGCAGCAGAAUCAGGGCCAUGAUGGGCCAGCUCUCUGCAGCCUGCAGCCACAGCCACUUUGUUCGGCUUUUCCAAAAACAACUACUCCAGAUGUGUCAGAGCCCUGGUGGUGCCGGGGGCACCGUCUUGGGCGAGGCCCCAGAUGUGUUGAGUAUGCUGGGAGCUGACAAGCUGGGGCGGUUGUGGCGCCUACAGGAACGGCUUAUGGCUCCUCAGAGCAGUGGGGGGCCCUGCCCACCCCCCACCUUCCCAGGCUGUCAAGGCUUCUUUAGGGACUUCAUCCUUAGUGCCAGCAGCUUCCAGUUUAACCAGCAUCUCAUGGACAGUCUGAGCUUGAAGAUCCGGGAGCUCAAUGGCCUGGCCUUGCCCCAGCAUGAGCCCAAUGAUGAAGACGGGGAGUCAGAUGUAGACUGGCAGGGUGAGCGGAGGCAAUUUGCUGUGGUGCUUCUUAGCCUGAGACUUUUGGCUAAAUUCCUGGGCUUUGUGGCUUUCCUGCCAUACCGGGGGCCUGAACCUCCCCCGACCGGUGAGCUUCAGGACUCCAUUCUGGCCCUCAGGAGCCAGGUCCCUCCGGUCCUGGAUGUGCGGACUCUGCUGCAGCGAGGGCUGCAGGCCCGCCGGGCGGUGCUCACCGUGCCCUGGCUGGUGGAGUUUCUCUCCUUUGCUGACCAUGUUGUUCCCUUGCUGGACUAUUACCGGGACAUCUUCAUUCUCCUGCUGCGCCUGCACCGGAGCUUGGUGUUGUCGCAGGAGAGUGAGGGGAAGAUGUGUUUCCUGAACAAGCUGCUGCUACUUGCUGUCCUGGGCUGGCUUUUCCAGAUUCCCACAGUCCCUGAGGAUUUGUUCUUUCUGGAAGAGGGUCCCUCAGAUGCCUUUGAGGUGGACACAAUAGCCCCAGAGCAUGGCUUGGACGCCGCGCCUGUGGUGGACCAGCAGCUGCUCUACACCUGCUGCCCCUACAUCGGGGAGCUCCGGAAACUGCUGGCGCUGUGGGUGUCAGGCAGCAGUGGACGCAGUGGGGGCUUCAUGAGGAAAAUCACCCCCACCACGACCACCGGCCUGGGAGCCCAGCCUUCCCGGACCAGCCAGGGGCUGCAGGCGCGGCUUGCCCACGCCUUUUUCCACAACCAGCCACCCUCCCUGCGCCGGACUGUAGAGUUUGUGGCAGAGAGAAUUGGAUCAAACUGUGUCAAACAUAUCAAGGCUACACUGGUGGCAGAUCUGGUGCGCCAGGCAGAGUCACUUCUCCAAGAGCAGCUGGUGACCCAGGGAGAGGAAGGGGGAGACCCAGCCCAACUGUUGGAGAUCUUGUGUUCCCAGCUGUGCCCCCACGGGGCCCAGGCAUUGGCCCUGGGGCGGGAGUUCUGUCACAGGAAGAGCCCUGGGGCUGUGCGGGCGCUGCUUCCAGAGGAGACCCCGGCAGCUGUUCUGAGCAGUGCAGAGAACAUUGCUGUGGGGCUUGCAACAGAGAAAGCCUGUGCUUGGCUAUCAGCCAAUAUCACAGCACUGAUCAGGAGGGAGGUGAAAGCAGCAGUGAGUCGCACACUUCGAGCCCAGGGUCCUGAACCUGCUGCCCGGGGGGAGCGGAGGGGCUGCUCCCGCGCCUGUGAGCACCAUGCUCCCCUCCCCUCCCACCUCAUCUCCGAGAUCAAAGACGUGCUCUCCUUGGCCGUGGGGCCACGGGACCCUGACGAGGGAGUUUCCCCAGAGCAUCUGGAACAGCUCCUAGGCCAGCUGGGCCAGACACUGCGGUGCCGCCAGUUCCUGUGCCCACCUGCUGAGCAGCAUCUGGCAAAGUGCUCUGUGGACUUAGCUUCCCUCCUCGUUGCAGAUCAAAUUCCCAUCCUAGGUCCCCCGGCACAGUACAGGCUGGAGAGAGGGCAGGCUCGAAGGCUUCUGCACAUGCUGCUUUCCUUGUGGAAGGAAGACUUUCAGGGGCCAGUUCCGCUGCAGCUGCUGCUGAGCCCAAGAAAUGUGGGGCUUCUGGCAGACACAAGGCCCAGGGAGUGGGACUUGCUGCUAUUCUUGCUCCGGGAGCUGGUGGAGAAGGGUCUGAUGGGAAGGAUGGAGAUAGAGGCCUGCCUAGGCAGCCUCCACCAGGCCCAGUGGCCAGGGGACUUUGCUGAAGAAUUAGCAACACUGUCUAACCUGUUUCUAGCUGAGCCCCACCUGCCAGAACCCCAGUUAAGAGCUUGUGAGUUGGUGCAGCCAAACCGGGGCACUGUGCUGGCCCAGAGCUAGGGCUGAGAAGUGGCCCUGCCUGGGGCAUCUCACCAGAACCCUGGACCCCCGCCUCACGAGGAGGCCGAAGUGCCCACUGCGGACCCUCACUGGUGGGGAGUAGCCGGGUCUACAGUCAGACUUCCUGCUCUGUGAAAGGAGGAUGUCGCUGCCUGGCAUCCCACCACACGAAUCCUAGGAGGAGGAGAGUUGGCCUGAUUCAGGAUUAUGGCAGAAAAGCCCAGAUGACAGUCCUGAAGUAGAAGAGGUGGUGUUGAUCUCUUGGAUACUAAAUGAAAUGAGGUGUGUGUGGGCUUGUCAACAGAAUUCAAGCCUCAUUUGCUAUCCCAGCAGUUCUUAAAACUUUGUGGUCUUGAAACUCAUGACUAGAGGCAAAUGACUUCUGCUUAACUCACGAAGAAAAAAAUACGAAUCUUGGGAGUCUACAUUUUCUUAUCACCAGAAGCUGGACUGCCAUCUCCUUAAAAAUGCCUAACAUAGGCCAGGUGUGGUGGUUCAUGCCCGUAAUCCCAGCACUUUGAAAGGCCUGAGGUAGGCGGAUCGCUUGAGAUCAGGAAUUCGAGACCAGCCUGUAAUCCCAGCAAUUUGAGA